AUGGCUGGCCCACUCUUCUCACCAAAUUCCCCGCACUGCACAGUCCAGCGCUGGCACACGACACGGGCCUGGUGGGAAGCUGUAGCAACCCUGCAAAGACCAGAGACCACCGUGCCCGAAGGUCCAAUCUAUGCUUCAGCGCAAGCUGCACCGCCCAGAUGCGGCCCACCUGGGGCGAAGACCACCAGCCUCCUGGGCUGCCCGUUCCUGGGGACCACGGAGUGCGUCGUCCUCACACUGAUGGCCUUUGACCGCUACGUGGCGGUCCGCUGGCCCCUGCACCAUGACCCCUGCCUGAGCCCGCAGCUGGCGGCCACCACCUGGGCCACUGGCCUGGCGGAGUCAGCGGUCCUGACACCACCCCCUCUCUGUCCGCUCUUGUGUCCCCACCGGCAGGUGGGUGAUUUUUUGCGUGAGGUCCCGGCUCUGAUUGCACUGUCCCGCGGAAACGCCACUUCCGGUGAGAUGCAGCUGGCUGUCGUGGUCACUCACUGCCCCUGCCCGAGCAGUGCUCAGGUCGAGUCUGUCAUAGGGUGGAAGAAGGCGUUCCGGAUGCACCCCUCCCACCUCGCAGUGGUCACCCUUUACGACUCAGUCAUUACUGUCUAUCUGCAGCCCCCAAAUCCCGACGUUCAGCAAAGGGGCAAGUUGUCCAGUCUCUGCUAUGCGGCAGGCACUCCAGCACUUAACAACCCUCUUGUUCACACCCUGAGGAACAGAGGGGUAAAGGGGGCACUUGGGACGCUGCUUGGGAGGCGCAGGGACCCAAGGGAGCGCUGA
Molecule: messenger RNA, 780 nt
Organism: Leopardus geoffroyi (Geoffroy's cat)
Lineage: Eukaryota; Metazoa; Chordata; Mammalia; Carnivora; Felidae
Product: olfactory receptor 2H1
Source: RefSeq, a predicted model, not a curated record